Messenger RNA from Echinostoma caproni, 441 nucleotides. The record is from the annotation of a GenBank genome assembly. Lineage: Eukaryota; Metazoa; Platyhelminthes; Trematoda; Plagiorchiida; Echinostomatidae.
AUGUUUUUUUCAGAACUGGAAUUCACGGGAACUGUUGUUAAAGACGGCAAAACCAUUCCAUGGAAGGCCGAGUAUGAAUCGAGUACAAGUGCUGAAUACAAUGAGCUGCAAACAGAACUGUGUACGAGGCUUACCACCGCAUUGAACUCCAAAUACAAUGUGGAUGGAUGCGUUUUGGCUAACGUAAAGAAGGGAACCAUUGCGGCUCUGCGAAUCCGUUUUGCAAGAAGUGUCGAUAGCCUAAAGGAUGAAGUAAUCACCGUGGAAGCAACAACGAAUUUGACUUUGGCUAAUGAGAAUCUGUCGGCGGAGGAAGUCCUCGAAACUUUCAAAAAGGCUGGUCAACAAUCUGGGCUGACGUACGGUAGAGAUGUUAAAGCCAAAGUCAUUGGAGAUUCAGGUAAUAUUGAUUUCCCAUCAAUGGGUUGUCUGCUCCGCUGA